AAUGUACACAAACGUGGACCAACACAGUGGAAGCAAAGAGAUGGAAGAUCAGGGAGGCGGUUCCGUGGACCACCUCUCGAUGGUGGGGGUUAUACUUGUUCGGAUUCUGCCGCUGUCCUCUACCUUAAGCCAGCUCCCCAGGUCCAUCAAGGUUUCAACGGGUGGAAAAUAUUCUUAUUCGUGUACAUCAGCGAGAAGACGAUUGAACGAUAUGAUGGAGGAUAGUGAUACUGGAUUUCGUCGUCCAAUGACAAAACGAAGAGGAAAUCAAAUUGAUAAUUUAUUAAAUAAGGGAGAGAUUUCUUAUCAUCAUCAUCAUCAUCACAGUAAUUUGAAAAGGAAUUCAACCGAUGAGGAAGAAUCGUAUGACAUGAACCACGUGGAUGGUGGUGAUGCUUCUUUUGCCACGUGCGUCAAGAGAAAACACAAUGACAUUUCAGAUGAGAUUCCAUCGGGUGCCGAAGAUGCUUAUUCUUGUGUGAAGAGAAAAAUGAAUGACAUAUUGUCCGAUGGAAAUAAUUCAUCUUUAAAUAAUGGAACGGAAGCUGCAUUCCGAUGUCCGGCGUUGAAGAAAAAAAUGAACGAAAUCAUUGAGGAAUCUGCUGCUAUUCUCUCAUUGGAUUCAGAAACAUUUUCAAAUUCUUCAAAUAAAAGGAAUGGCGAUGCAUCGUUAAUUGAUUCAAGCGAAAUUGAAGUUGCCUAUCGUUAUGCAACGGCGAAGAGAAAAAAUAUUGAGGGCGAAUCUUCGUGUAAUAUUAUCUCAACGGGCAUUAAUAUUGUGAAGAACAAUAAUUCGAGCAGUAAAAAUAAUAAUUCACCAAUUGGACCAAAUGGUGAAGGAAUCAGCGCCGCCGUCGCCAAAGUUCUCAAGGGUUACGAUUGGAACCUCGUGCCAACUGCUACCAAGGGUUCCGGUGAUAAAAGAGCGACUCACAUAAAAAGGCCGAUGAACGCUUUUAUGGUUUGGGCGCAAGCUGCAAGGAGAAAACUCGCUGAUCAAUAUCCUCAACUUCAUAAUGCGGAAUUGUCGAAAACUCUUGGAAAACUUUGGCGAGUCCUGACGGACAUUGACAAGAGGCCCUUCAUCGAGGAAGCCGAUCGAUUGCGUGUGAUUCACAAGCGUCAGCAUCCGGACUACAAGUAUCAACCCCGACGGAGAAAACAGAAUGGGCCCGGUGGUCGGGAAAAUUCUCCCACAAGGAAUCAAGCGAAUGUGACUUUUAGUGUCGCAAAGUCGAUGAAACAAGAAAACAUUAAUGCCAGGAGUGUGAAGUGUCCGAAUUCGCCUCAGAAUUGUGUCAGUUCGUCUCCUCCCACGACUCCUUCUCAAGGACUGUCUCAAAUGUCACCACCGACCCCUCCAACAACUCCGGGUCAACAUUAUAUUAAUCAAGGGCAUCAGCAUCAACCAAACAAUGCUCUUUAUCAUCAAGAAGUCUCAACUCCAUCCGCGGAUUCACCACAAGGUGAUCUGAGAUAUCUUGAUUUAUCGGUGGAAGAUGGACAACUCAGUAGUUUGAGUUCCCUAGGAGGAGGGAAUCUGGGUAUUCCUUUCAAUCUUCAAGAAUGCGAGGUCGAAAGUAAUGAAUUGGAUCAGUAUCUUUCUCCGUCAGUACAAAAUCUUCAUCAGUACAAUUCCAUGCCACCCACCACAUCAUCUCAAUGGCCUCUCAACAGGUUCGAGGAAGAUUUGGAGAAACCAAAUAAGCGCUAUUAUCCAGAUUCAUCCGUUUCUGAAGUGUACUGGGAAGACAAAUCGCAGGAGAUGAGAUAUCAUGAUCUUCAGCCACCACUACCGUCUGUUCAGUAUGUACCAACUCAACAUCAUCCACAUACAACAACUCAAGUGGGUCAUCCACAUGUUUCUAAUCCUUAUUCCCAGUAUCAUCGUUUUGUGCCCAGUAUCGAAAAUUGGCCUAAUUCCAAUUUCCUUUAAAAAAAAAAUUAGCUAAAGUCCCCCCACCAUUUUUUUUCCUCCCGGACGGAAAAAACGUCGAAUGUUAUUUUACUAUUUUUACAAAAAUUACUCUAUUUAAUUAAUGUUGUGUCGUCUUGAAAAAUCAAUUUUUAAUUACUUCUUUUCGAAAUAAUUAUUUAUUUUUCAAAUCGAUUCUAAAAUGUUUCUCCAUUAUUUUCAAGUUGAGAAUAAUUGAAAAUUAAUAUUUUUCGAAACAAAUUUCGAUAAUUCGAUUACAAAGUAAGAUUUUUUUAAUUCAAGAUCGGAGAUUAUUUACAAAAGAAUUGAUUAAAAAUUGAUUAAAUAUUUAGUAGUUAGUGUUUCUUCAAUUUGUUUUGGAGAAAUUAAAAUAUUUUUUGGAAAUUUUAUAACGACGUUUUUAAAAUUAACAGUUGUUUUUAAAACACUGCUUAAUAAAAAAUGUUUCCGAAAUGAAAAAAAUUCGGAGCACUUGAACGAUUUAUAAUUGAAGACGUUCUAUGUUGACGAUAACAAUUUUAUAAUGAAGACAAAGAGUGGGAGUUGAAGAGAUAGCCAAAUACGAUGUAAUUAAUGGUUAAUUACAGUGAUUAUAAUUAAAUAUAAGUACCGCGCGUGUCAUUUUGGUGCGCAAUUAUUAUAAACUAUAUAUAUACAGUACCGUCCGAAAUUGUCAGUCCACCCAUUUUCAAAGGAAUGACACAAAUUUUUUAACAUAAAAUUCAUGAAAAGUAAAAUUUUUUUUGGUUUAUAUUUUGAA
Molecule: messenger RNA, 2696 nt
Organism: Leptopilina heterotoma
Lineage: Eukaryota; Metazoa; Arthropoda; Insecta; Hymenoptera; Figitidae
Product: transcription factor Sox-10-like
Exons: 6
Coding region: 2-1936 (644 amino acids)
Biological process (GO): regulation of transcription by RNA polymerase II
Cellular component (GO): nucleus
Molecular function (GO): RNA polymerase II cis-regulatory region sequence-specific DNA binding; DNA-binding transcription factor activity, RNA polymerase II-specific
Source: RefSeq, a predicted model, not a curated record